This is a messenger RNA of Monodelphis domestica (gray short-tailed opossum), 1454 nucleotides long. It is a transcript of the gene GPATCH4, whose product is annotated as G-patch domain containing 4. Lineage: Eukaryota; Metazoa; Chordata; Mammalia; Didelphimorphia; Didelphidae. The record is from RefSeq and is a predicted model, not a curated record. Gene Ontology annotation, molecular function: nucleic acid binding. Gene Ontology annotation, cellular component: nucleolus.
GGCCCAAAGGAGGUACUUCCGGGGACAUGGCGGCGCACAGGUCGCGGAAUCCGCGUGCUUCUGCUAAGGGAACCCCGAUGGGAAUGUGAGCCGUAACCCUUAGGAGAGAGAAUCCGGCUGCAUACCGGGAGGACGGAAGAGAGACUAAAAGACGUAGAUAAAUGUAGGGGCUGGAGACUGUCCUCUAGGACCCGCAGCCAGAGGAAUGGGAACUAGAUUGGCGGAGAGCUGAGAGAUUCCGGAGGGGGUAGGGGAGCACCGUGGAGUGGGUUUUUCGGGACUACUGGAGGAACUUACAAGAUCUGUAUUCGGAAGAGGAAAGACAUUAGCAGCUGGGGAGACCAAGAAAGGCCUCUUUCAGAAGAGAGCUGAUAGUAACCAUCUCUGAACUGGUGAGACAUUGAGGACAGAGACUAACCCUUUUUUCAAAAUGAGCGCCACCUCGGGGACCAAGAGUCGAGGGAUGAAGUUUGCUGAGGAACAGCUGCAGAGGCAUGGAUGGAGUCAAGGCAAGGGCCUGGGCAAGAAAGAAGAUGGCAUUGCCCAGGCCAUCAAGGUGAAGUUGAAGCAGGACAAUGCUGGGGUGGGACAUGACCCUUCCAAGGAGUUCACUAAUCACUGGUGGAGCCAACUCUUCAACAAGACAGCUGCCAGCUUGGUGGUGGAGACUGGGAAGGAUGGAGUAAAGAUGAAGACCCAGGCCAAGGAUACCAGCAAGCAAAAACGCUCUUCGGGCUCCAAGUCCAGCCUGUUAUAUGGACACUUCAUUAAGAGUGCCACUCUGACUUCAGGAGGGGAACAAGCGGAGAAACUGAGCGAACAAAGCAGCGAAGAUGAAACACCUCCACCAGCAAAGAUCCUGACAGAUGAAGAGUUGAUUCGAGCCUGCGAGGGACGCACUGCACACAAGGGUGCCCGUCAUGGGCUUACCAUGAAAGCCAAGCUGGCACGACUGGAAGAGCAGGAGCGAGCCUUCCUGGCCCAGUACAAAGGCCAGAAUACAGGUGUCCCUGAUACCCCAGCCGAGGACAUACCCCAGAAGAAGAAAAAGAAGAAAAAGAAAAGUCAGGAAGAAACUUCAACCACAGACAGAAGUGAGCAUAUAGAGAUUGUGGAACAGACUGAAGACAAUAGUAGGAAGAAGAAGAAGAAGAAAAAAAGACAACGGGAAGAGGAACCAGAAAAUGAGACUGGAGAUCAAGUAGAGAGGGAAGAAGAUGAAGAAAGCAAGGCCCGAAAAACCAAAAAGAAGAAAAAAAAGAGAUUACUAGAGGCAUAGUGAGGCCUGCCAGUAACCACCUGCAUUCCUUUGAUGGAGACUAGGACUGCAGAGGUCCAGGCCUCUUUGGGACCUUGGCUCAUUGCAAGGGGUAGGGGACAGAGGAAACAAUUGAGGAUUCUUCAGGUGCCUCCACCCUGCACAGAGGGAUCAAUAAAAACCUCCAUGUCCCACA